Molecule: messenger RNA, 234 nt
Organism: Dichotomopilus funicola
Lineage: Eukaryota; Fungi; Ascomycota; Sordariomycetes; Sordariales; Chaetomiaceae
Product: complex 1 protein-domain-containing protein
Exons: 2
Coding region: 1-234 (77 amino acids)
Biological process (GO): mitochondrial respiratory chain complex II assembly
Cellular component (GO): mitochondrion
Source: RefSeq, a predicted model, not a curated record
AUGCGUCUAUCGGGUCUUCAGAAGGAGGUUCUCUCCCUGUACCGGCAAUGUCUCCGUGAAUGCCGCAAAAAACCCUCAACACGGCGUGAUCAUUUCCAGGUGUUUGCGAGGCAAGAGUUUGAAAAGAACGUCAAGAUUGACAAGCGGGAUUUCAGCGCUAUCGAAUUCUUGUUGCGAAAGGGGCGACGACAGCUCGAGAUCUACUCAUCUCCGGGAGUCAAGGACAUCAAAUAA